Molecule: messenger RNA, 399 nt
Organism: Linum trigynum
Lineage: Eukaryota; Viridiplantae; Streptophyta; Magnoliopsida; Malpighiales; Linaceae
Source: the annotation of a GenBank genome assembly
AUGGCGCCCUCGAACAAGAAAGGCAAAGGAAAGGCGAGCUCGGCAGACUCCAAAACACCUACAGCAUCUAAACCUUCCACCGCCAGCGAUUUCCCUCCGUCCCUUCGGUCGGUGCCUCCGUCGUCGGUAGCCAUCACCAUCCACGCCAAGCCCGGCGCCAAAUCCGCCUCCAUCACAGACAUCAGUGACGAGGCAGUAGGAGUUCAGAUCGAUGCCCCUGCCAAGGACGGGGAAGCUAAUGCAGCUCUACUCGAUUACAUCAGCUCUGUAUUAGGCUUGAAGAGAAGGCAGGUGUCCAUCGGCGCUGGCUCGAAAUCGAGAGACAAGGUUGUGAUAGUGGAGGAGUUAACCAUACAAGAUGUCUUCAGUGCUUUAAAGAAGAGCCAAGAUGCGAAAUGA